CCCUUUGAAUUGCCCACUUGUUCACGCUAUUUAAAGCCUAGUAACACGCAUAUGGUAACUAUCAGGCAGAUCAGCUCAAGAAAUCCGAGGUAGCUAGAUAGCUGCAAUGGCAGCACAAGCUCCUACCAUGUUGGCACCAACCAACGAGGAGCUGCUGCAAGCACAGGCCGAUCUAUGGCGCCACAGCCUCUGCUACAUCACGUCUCUGAGUCUCCAAUGUGUCAUCAAGCUUGGCAUCCCCACCGCCAUCCACCGCGCCGGCGGCGCCGCGUCGCUGCCCGACCUGGUUACCGCUCUGUCCCUCCCGCCGUCCAAGCUACCGUUCCUCCGCCGCCUCAUGCGGCUGCUGGUCCACUCCGGCGUCUUCGCCGCCGACGACACCACCGAUACCGGAACGUACCGUCUCACCCCGCUGUCAUGCCUCCUGGUGGACGGCGACGACGACGGCGCCGCCAUCGUCGACGGCCACCCCAGCCAGGUGCCCACGGUGCUCGCCAUGGGGUCGAGGCACUGCGUCGAGGCCGCCAUGGGGCUCGCGGAUUGGAUCAAGAAGGAUUCGCCGUCGCUGCUGUUCGAAGACGUGCAUGGCGCGACGCCCUUCGACGAGAGCAUGGCGGAUUUGGACCCGGAGACACACGGGCUGCUCAACGAAGGUCUGGCGGCGCACGACGGCUCGGGAUUCGCCGCCGUUCUGCGGGAGUGUCGUGAGGUGUUCCAGGGGCUGGAGUCGCUGACAGACUGCGGCGGCGGCGACGGCGCGACGGCGAGGACCAUCGUCGAGGCCUUCCCACACGUCAAGUGCACUGUGCUGGACCUUCCUCGCGUGAUUGGCGACAAAACGACUGAUGGGGUUGUGAGCUAUGUGGCCGGUGACAUGCUCAGCUUCAUCCCACCUGCACAAGCUGUGAUGCUAAAGGUUGUACUUCACCAUUGGAGUGACCAGGAUUGCGUGAAAAUCCUAGCUCAUUGCAAGAAAGCUAUUCCAUCACGAGAGGCAGGAGGUAAAGUGAUCAUCAUUGAUGUAGUGAUUAGUUCUACCUCCGGACCAUUGCUGGAAGCCGAGCUCCUUAUGGAUGUGGGCAUGAUACUGAUCGGCAAAGGCCAACAGCGAGAUGAAAACAAGUGGUGUGAUCUCUUCAAAAAAGCGGGCUUCAGUGAUUACAAGAUUGUGAAGAAGCUAGGAAUUCGAGGCAUCUUUGAGGUCUAUCCAUAGUAAAGCUCCCAUAUGGGUAUGCCCUGUAUGGAUCGUGUGAUACAAGUGAAUAAAUUGUGGGAGUGCUUUCUUUAAUUUAUUAAUAAAGUUUCAUAUGAGCUCA
This is a messenger RNA of Oryza sativa Japonica Group (Japanese rice), 1316 nucleotides long. Its product is annotated as flavonoid O-methyltransferase-like protein Os11g0303600. NCBI's taxonomy places the organism in Eukaryota, Viridiplantae, Streptophyta, Magnoliopsida, Poales, Poaceae. Gene Ontology annotation, biological process: methylation. The record is from RefSeq and is a predicted model, not a curated record. Gene Ontology annotation, molecular function: protein dimerization activity; S-adenosylmethionine-dependent methyltransferase activity; O-methyltransferase activity.